Molecule: messenger RNA, 1383 nt
Organism: Loa loa (African eye worm)
Lineage: Eukaryota; Metazoa; Nematoda; Chromadorea; Rhabditida; Onchocercidae
Exons: 9
Coding region: 100-1383 (427 amino acids)
Biological process (GO): G protein-coupled receptor signaling pathway; response to pheromone
Source: RefSeq, a predicted model, not a curated record
AAUUUCAGAAGUGAAAUUUGUACGAUACACAUGAAUUAUUGCCUGGACUCAUAUCGUUAUGCAGAUUACCACUUAAAGGCAAAAAAAUGAUCGUCGAAAAUGAGUCAGUAUCUGUCGAUCUACUGUCUUUCCAAUAUCUUACUAUUUGAAUUAAUUUGUUACACCAUCAUACAAAAAAGUCAAGCCAUACGAAUUGUUGGCACCUGGAGCUCUCGCAAUGGUCGAUUCUUCAUCCUUGCUAAAUUUGGUUUCCAACAAAUAGAUCCAUUGGAUAUGGAGCAUAGUUGUGGAUUUGUUUAUGGCAAUGUAUCGUCAGAGACAGUUAAUGGAGUGCGAGGAGUAUUGAUGAUUGUGCCGAGAACAGUUAUUAAUGGAUUUCUUGAUAAAGCAGCGCUCGGACAGUCAUGUGGCUCUUUGUUACAGAAUAUCAGUUCACUUGCGUUUGAAAGGAAAUGCCUUCCGAAGGGCAAAGGCGACCUCAUGAGAUGGAUUCCUUGUCCAACAGGAAAACUCUGUGCUGAGGAAGACAUGCCUGGGAAGGUAGUAAAUGGUUCUCAGAUGACUCUCAGGAUUCACGAACCAUCAACUCCUCAGUAUUGGUAUGUGAUAAUGGCUGCUUGUUAUUUGGAUGCUUACUGCUCGUGGAAAUCGUCAGUUAAGGAGGUUAUUGUACAUUAUGAUUUAUGGCUUACGAACGGAAGCCCUUUCAUGCCUUAUUUGGAUCCAUUCGGCCAUCAGUUCAGCUUUGAAGAGCAAGGAGUUUUGUUUGCUCGCCUUCUUGGUGAGAUCGCUCGCUUGAUGUCAACGUGCCUUCUUUGCUUACUGCUCAUAUUACUUAGUUGCGGUUGGUCAUUCGGCAGCAGGAGUGGAAUUUUAUUACAUCCAAAAGUUAUUGUUACUUGGUUUUUCGUUGACGACGUGCUGCAAGAUAUCGAUAUAUUUAAAUCUUGGUCAGGCUACGCAAUGAUUGUAAUUCGUUUAUUACAAGCGCUCUGGUUCUUGGUACAAAUUUGUCGCCUGAUAAAUGAAGAGAGUGAUGAGCAGAAAGCAAUUUUCUUGGCACAUUUCGGUGCUGGUUUUCUUGUAUGGUUUGUUUAUAUCCUAGGCCUUGGAAUUAUUGCUUCUUUUAUAUCUGCUCUGUGGAGAUUUAAAAUGAUCCUUGUCAUAACUAUGACAGCAAAUUUUGCGGCAGUCGCUUGCUUAGUACAUUUAUUUUGGCCAACUAGUUCAAAUCAGCAUUAUUUUCUGGCGGAUAUCACAUUACACAGACGGUUCGUCCUGACUGAUGAUAAUGAAGGCGAGGAUUUUGAGAAUCUGCUGAUUAGUGAUAGUGCUGAUACUGAUACGGAUAGUCUUGUUAGUGGCGUAUUAGAAAAUAUUUGA